Annulohypoxylon maeteangense is the source of this 1527-nucleotide messenger RNA. Its product is annotated as cytochrome P450. The transcript is spliced from 11 exons. The record is from RefSeq and is a predicted model, not a curated record. Bases 1 to 1527 code for a protein of 508 amino acids. Gene Ontology annotation, molecular function: oxidoreductase activity, acting on paired donors, with incorporation or reduction of molecular oxygen; monooxygenase activity; iron ion binding. Lineage: Eukaryota; Fungi; Ascomycota; Sordariomycetes; Xylariales; Hypoxylaceae.
AUGUUUACAUAUGUCACCAGCCUUGUGCUUUGUGUGGCACUCCUGAUACUCUAUGUCAACCAAGCAUCGCUUGAAUCCCUCUCUAAUGUCCUGUUCCGCUACGUUAGUAGGCGAGUUAACUCAUGGAAGUUUCUAUUUUCUGGCGUAUACAUGAUUACUGCAGGAUAUAAGAAGGCCGGAGGAAAAGCAUUCGAAGUCCCUGGACCAGAUCAUAACCACAUAUUUGUCAGCUCCAAAGAACACCUCGGCGAGGUCCGCAAAGCUGGCCGCGAUGAGCUAUCUAUGUUUGGUGCAACGAAACAGAUGUUCCAGCCUGCUUAUACUAUGCUUGGCCAUAAUUGGCUCGAUGAAAGAGGGGCCGAAGGAAUAGGAUACGUCAGGGCUGUUGGCACUCUGUUCCCACGGCAGCUACUCAAUAUCAUGCCCGAUAUGCAAAGAAUUAUCCGAGAAUCCUUCGAGGCAUUCCUGGAGACUCACACCUCUCAGGAAGGAACUGGGAUUGCCCCGGCGUACAAGAUGAAUAAGAAGAUCUUGACCAAACUGAACGGCUUCUGCUUCUUCGGUGAUGAACUCAGUCAAAAUGAAGAGUUUAUGGAGAAGAUCUUCGAAUACAACGAACUUGUUAUUACCGCCGCUGAAAUCCUAAGAGUGCUCCCGGAAUUCCUAAAGGGUAUCAUUGGCCCAUAUAUUGGCAGACAUACUAGCGUUCAGGAAAAGAUCUUUAACAUGAUUAACGGCCUUGUUACGCGGCGAAUGGAAGAGAAGAAACUUGUAGAAACUGGAGAGAUAUCGAGCUCGCCUCCUAAUGAUAUGAUUCAGUGGAUCAUCGAUACUGCUCCAGCAAACCUGGAAUGGGGACCACGUCGUAUUACUUACGAGAUUAUCGCCAUAUGGUUCGGUUCAGUCCAUGCUUUAUCGGCUACCGUCACUUAUGUGCUUUUCGACUUGUGUGCGCACCCAGAAUAUGUUGGGAUACUGCGAAAAGAGGUAGAGAGUUCCGCCUUCGACGAAUUCAUGAAGACAACGAAAGGUUUGCCCUUGUUGGACAGCUUCAUCAAAGAGUCUUCGCGGCUCAAUCCGAUCGAAGCCAUGUCCGGCCGGCGUCAGGCUUUGCGAGACUUCGAGUUUUCUGACGGGACUCAAGUCAAAAAGGGUGAUUGGACUUGUGUGCCAACAAGAGCAAUGCUUCAUGACGAGACAUAUUAUCCGCACGCUACUGCUUUCGAAGGAUUCCGAUUUGCACCUCCCGACAAAGUUCCAAAAGAUGAGAGAAGCUACAUUUUCCAACCCGAAGGUCCAUCUAGAUACUCGGAUCUUUCGGACAACUACCAUGCAUGGGGCAUUGGAGGGAUUGUGUGCCCAGGAAGGUUUUAUUCUUCCGUGGCCACCAAGCUGAUCUUAGCUCAUAUCCUCAAAGGAUUUGAAUGCAGCUUCAUGGACCAGCACACGGAGAUGACAUCUAUCUGGAGAUCUUACUCUCUUCCAAGGGAGGAUGUUCUAGUACAAUUCUCCCCACGUCUAGAAUAA